AUGGCAGUGGCGGUGCCAUGCCAACGCGGGGGGGGUGUCUGCGGGACCCACGGGGGUGCUUGGAGGUGUCCAGGGCGGUGGUGGGGGUCUCUCAGUGCUGCACUGGUGGUGUGGCCGCAGGAGUACGGGAUGGCCUGGACCGGGGAGGGGACCUCGGUCCUCCCUUGGUGGCCCCGGGGGAGCGGGGCAGGACCGGACUGCUGGCAUCUCGUCCUUGCAGCCUGCGUGGCAGCAGCCAGCCCCACCGCGAUGCUGCUCAUCCUGCUGCCAGCCUGGGUGGCCCUGUGCGUCCUGCAGCUGCCCCUCGGCAGCACCCAGGAGUGCCUGAGCCAUCAGCAGUUGCUCAGCACCGUGCGGCAGAUGCAGAAGCUGCUGUCGGUGCAGGAGGCUGCCCACCUCCAGGGCACGCGCAGCCUCAGGAAGCAGCUCUCGGCGCUGCAGAGCCGCGUCCAGAGGCUGGCCGGCAAGCGCAACGAGACCUGUCCGCAGCUGGCAGUGCCCGCAAACGGGCGGAAGCUGGGCCGGAGCGUGCGGGUGGGCCACGACGUUCACUUCGUCUGCGACGCUGGUUUUCGGCUGGUGGGCUCGGAGACACGCACCUGCCGGCGCGACCGCACGUGGGGCGGCACCCAGCCCUUCUGCAGAAGUAUUGAUGACUGUUCCAGCAACCCAUGUGCAAACGGUGGGACCUGCGUGGAUGGCAACCAGAGCUACACGUGCCUGUGCCCACGGGGCUGGUCGGGAACCAGCUGCCAGAGCCCCGUCUAUGCCUACUGGGUGACGCUGAGCAACUCCUCCUUCAGCCGCCAGCCCCGUUGUGCCGAGGGCCACCCGGGCUCACGGCACUGCAGCUGCGACGCCGGCUUCCAGAUGCGAGCUGGAGGCGUGUGCCAAGAUGUCGAUGAGUGCCAGCUUUUCCAACCCAGCCCUCAGACCCGGCUGUGCCUACACGACUGCCUCAACCUACCGGGCUCCUACCGCUGCCUCUGCCCCCAGGGGUACAUGCUCCAUGCUGACCGCAACACCUGCGAGGACGUGGACGAGUGCACCAGGAGCCAGCACAACUGCACCCACGGUGAGCUUUGCAUCAACACCUUCGGGGGCCACCGCUGCGUGCGCCCCAAGUGCCCCCCGCCACGCCACAACACCAGUUAUGUCAAGACAUCCAGCUUCCAGUGCGAGAGGAACCCCUGCCCCAUGGACAGCCGAGCCUGCCGCCUGGCUGCCACCUCCAUCUCCUUCCACUACCUGCCUCUCCAGGCCAACCACAGUGUGCCCCGCGUCCUCUUCAAAAUGUCCACCACCCGCUUCGUGGGCGACAGCUUGCGCUUCGCCAUCAUGGGUGGCCGUGGCCAGGGCGUCUUCGCUGUGCGGCGCUCCGACCGACAGACGGGAGAGCUGGUGCUCACCAGCCCGGUGGUGGGGCCAGCCACGUUGGAGGUGGAGCUGGAGAUGAGCGAGUUCUCCCGCAAGGUGCUGCUGGGCAAGCACAUCUUCAAGGUCACAGCCUUUGUGUCCCCAUAUGAGUUCUGAUCCCUGCUGGAGGCAGAUGUGGGGCCAAGCCAGGGUCUGCCCUGCGGAGUGAUGGAGCAGGUUCAGCUUGGUGACCUCCGUUCUUGUCCCAUUAGAGACAUACCAAGGAGUUGGAUUCGGUGAUCCUUGCGCAUCCAUUCCAAC
Cygnus olor (mute swan) is the source of this 1677-nucleotide messenger RNA. Its product is annotated as fibulin-7-like. Bases 1 to 1533 code for a protein of 510 amino acids. The transcript is spliced from 8 exons. NCBI's taxonomy places the organism in Eukaryota, Metazoa, Chordata, Aves, Anseriformes, Anatidae. The record is from RefSeq and is a predicted model, not a curated record. Gene Ontology annotation, molecular function: calcium ion binding.